Fonsecaea multimorphosa CBS 102226 is the source of this 429-nucleotide messenger RNA. RefSeq lists its product as uncharacterized. Lineage: Eukaryota; Fungi; Ascomycota; Eurotiomycetes; Chaetothyriales; Herpotrichiellaceae. Bases 1 to 429 code for a protein of 142 amino acids. Gene Ontology annotation, biological process: mRNA splicing, via spliceosome; nuclear-transcribed mRNA catabolic process; P-body assembly. Gene Ontology annotation, cellular component: U6 snRNP; spliceosomal tri-snRNP complex; P-body. The record is from RefSeq and is a predicted model, not a curated record. The transcript is spliced from 2 exons. Gene Ontology annotation, molecular function: U6 snRNA binding.
AUGCUCCCCCUAGGCCUCCUGACGGCAGCACAAGGCCAUCCCAUGUUAGUCGAACUGAAGAACGGCGAAACCCUCAAUGGUCAUCUAGUAAACUGCGACACGUGGAUGAACCUGACACUCAAAGAAGUCGUGCAGACGAGUCCGGAGGGAGACAGAUUCUGGAGGCUGCCAGAAUGUUACGUGAGAGGAAAUAAUAUCAAAUACCUCCGGGUCCCUGAAGAAGUCAUCGACCUCGCAAGAGAUCAACAACAGCAACAACAACACCAGCAAGGUAGCGGACAGCGCGGGGGGCGUGGGGGCGGGCAAGCGGGCCAUGGUGCCGGUGGAAGGGGAGGAGGGGAUCGCGGACGAGGGGGCGGUGGACAAGGAAGGGGAGGUGGAAGAGGACACGGCCGGGGGCGAGGUGGAGGAGGCAGAGGUCAAGGCUGA